Molecule: messenger RNA, 3198 nt
Organism: Vombatus ursinus (common wombat)
Lineage: Eukaryota; Metazoa; Chordata; Mammalia; Diprotodontia; Vombatidae
Gene: LRRC8D
Product: leucine rich repeat containing 8 VRAC subunit D
Exons: 3
Coding region: 221-2800 (859 amino acids)
Molecular function (GO): protein binding
Source: RefSeq, a predicted model, not a curated record
GUAGCAUGACUGCCAGCAGGGGGAAGACCAUGAGGAUGGAGCAGGGGAGGCCAUGCCGGCUCAUGGAAGUGCACGGUUGUCUGUAACGUGCCGCCGGGUCCCAGAAUGAAGGAGUGAGGUCUCCCAGCUGCCUGUGCAGGAUCCUCGACUCGGGAGCCCGCUGCAGUCUGAGUUUACCGAGAGCACCCUGAGGCAAGCAGGGUAGCCGCCUGGUCCAGGAAUGUUCACCCUUGCAGAAGUUGCCUCUCUCAAUGACAUCCAGCCUACUUACCGUAUCCUGAAACCAUGGUGGGAUGUAUUUAUGGAUUAUCUGGCUGUUGUUAUGUUGAUGGUCGCAAUCUUCGCGGGAACCAUGCAGCUUACCAAAGAUCAGGUGGUCUGCCUGCCAGUGUUGCCAUCCUCUGUAAAUUCAAAAGCACACCUUGUGUCAGGAAAUGCUGAUGUGACCACUGACGUCCCGAAGUUUGAAGUCGCCACAGAGCAAGACCAAGACCAGGGGACGACCAGACCCACAUCCUUUGAUGAGGCAGUUGCCGUAACCCCUGGCUCACCUCUCAGCAGGGCUAGCUCUCCUCACACAGAUUCCCCGGUCCCAAAUCGGGAGGUGAGAAAGAUCGGAGACCCAACAGGUCGGAAAACUAACUUGGAUUUCCAACAAUACGUAUUUAUUAACCAGAUGUGUUACCAUCUCGCUCUUCCGUGGUAUUCCAAGUAUUUUCCCUACCUUGCUCUAAUACAUACUAUUAUUCUCAUGGUCAGUAGCAACUUUUGGUUCAAAUAUCCUAAAACGUGCUCAAAAGUAGAACAUUUUGUUUCUAUAUUAGGAAAGUGCUUUGAAUCUCCUUGGACUACAAAAGCACUGUCUGAAACAGCAUGUGAAGAUUCAGAGGAGAAUAAGCAGAGAAUUACUGGGGCCCAGUCUCUACCAAAACACGUGUCCACCAGCAGUGAUGAAGGGAGCCCCAGUGCAAGUACCCCCAUGAUCAACAAAACUGGCUUCAAGUUUUCAGCAGAGAAGCCUGUGAUAGAGGUCCCUAGCAUGACUAUUCUAGAUAAAAAAGACGGAGAACAGGCCAAAGCCCUGUUUGAGAAGGUGAGGAAGUUCCGUGCCCACGUGGAAGACAGUGACCUGAUUUAUAAACUCUAUGUAGUCCAGACUGUCAUCAAGACAGCUAAGUUCAUUUUCAUUCUGUGUUACACUGCUAACUUUGUCAAUGCCAUCAGCUUUGAGCAUACCUGCAAGCCCAAAGUGGAGCACCUGACUGGCUAUGAGGAGUUUGAGUGUACCCACAACAUGGCUUAUAUGUUGAAAAAGCUGCUCAUCAGUUACAUCUCCAUCAUCUGCGUCUAUGGUUUUAUCUGUCUCUAUACCCUCUUCUGGUUGUUUCGGAUACCUUUGAAAGAGUAUUCCUUUGAAAAGGUGAGGGAAGAGAGCAGUUUCAGUGAUAUUCCGGACGUCAAGAAUGACUUUGCCUUUCUUCUACACAUGGUCGACCAGUAUGACCAACUGUACUCUAAGCGUUUUGGUGUCUUCUUGUCUGAAGUCAGUGAAAAUAAACUUAGGGAAAUCAGCUUAAAUCACGAGUGGACUUUUGAAAAACUCCGGCAGCAUGUGUCUCGCAAUGCCCAAGACAAGCAAGAAUUGCACCUUUUUAUGCUCUCGGGAGUUCCCGAUGCCGUGUUUGACCUCACUGACCUUGACGUGCUUAAACUGGAGCUCAUCCCAGAAGCUAAGAUCCCGGCUAAGAUUUCCCAGAUGACUAACCUGCAAGAGCUCCACCUCUGCCACUGUCCCGCCAAGGUGGAGCAGACGGCUUUUAGCUUCCUCCGAGACCACUUGAGAUGCCUUCAUGUCAAAUUCACCGACGUGGCUGAGAUCCCGGCCUGGGUGUACUUGCUUAAGAACCUUCGGGAGUUGUACUUGGUAGGCAAUUUAAACUCAGAGAACAAUAAGAUGAUAGGGCUGGAGUCUCUGCGGGAGCUGAGGCACCUUAAAAUCCUCCAUGUGAAGAGCAAUUUGACCAAAGUUCCAUCCAACAUCACCGACGUAGCCCCGCAUCUCACCAAGUUAGUCAUUCACAAUGACGGCACUAAGCUUGUGGUACUCAACAGCCUUAAGAAAAUGAUGAAUGUAGCCGAGUUGGAACUCCAGAACUGUGAGCUGGAGAGGAUCCCUCAUGCCAUUUUCAGCCUCUCUAAUUUGCAGGAGCUGGAUCUGAAGUCCAAUAAUAUACGCACAAUUGAGGAAAUCAUCAGUUUCCAGCAUUUGAAAAGACUGACUUGCUUGAAAUUGUGGCAUAACAAAAUCGUGAACAUUCCCCCCUCCAUUACCCACGUCAAGAAUCUGGAGUCACUUUAUUUCUCUAACAACAAGCUUGAGUCCUUGCCCGGGGCAGUGUUUAGUUUACAGAAACUCCGAUGCUUAGACGUGAGCUACAACAACAUUUCAGUGAUCCCCAUAGAAAUAGGAUCUCUCCAGAACCUGCAGCAUUUGCAUCUCACCGGGAACAAAGUGGACGUUCUGCCCAAACAGUUGUUUAAAUGCGUUAAAUUGAGGACUUUGAGUCUGGGGCAAAACUGUAUCACCUCAAUUCCAGAAAAAAUCGGUCAGUUAUCACAGCUCACUCAGUUGGAACUGAAGGGAAAUUGCUUGGACCGCCUGCCAGCCCAGCUAAGUCAGUGUCGACUCCUCAAGAAGAGUGGACUGGUGGUGGAAGAUCACCUCUUUGACACGUUGCCAACAGAGGUCAAAGAAGCGUUGAACCAAGACACAAAUACCCCUUUCGCAAAUGGGAUCUGAGUGGAGAUCACACAUACCCACACCCACGGGUGGGAAAGACUUUCUAGGUUGCAAAUGCUUGCAUACAAGUUAUUGCAAGAUGAUGCAUUAGGAGGAGAGACACCUUUAAAGGAGAGAGAGUGAGCGAGAGAGUGCAAGAGUGAGAAUGAGUAGAAGCCUGACAGGAGGCGUAACCGAGGGUUCAGUGUUCAUAGUGUUUCAAGACAACAUUUCCAAAUCUUUUUUUCUUUUUUUCUAUUCUUUUUUUUUUUUUUUUUUGGUGGGAAGGGAAGGACAAAUUAUAAUCACUAAUCUCGAUUUCUUUUUAAAUUGUAACUUGGAUGCUGCCGCUGUUGAAUGUUUACAAAUUGCUUGCCUGCUAAAGUAAAUGAUUAAAUCCACAUUUUCUUACUAUAUAA